UCUCUAGGUGAGCCCUUCUGCUUCACAUCACGUCCCUCUGCUCCCUGACCAGGGCAGAUGCUUCUGUACCCGAUGAAGCCGCAGAACCUUCCAGCCUGGCAGCCCUAGCACAGACUCCUCCGUGGACCUGCAGAAGCUUCGCCCGUGCCCACCAUGUCAGGGAGUCACACACCCUCCACCAGUGGUCCCUUCUCAGCUCUGACCCCGAGCAUGUGGCCCCAGGAGAUUCUGGCCAAAUACACCCAGAAGGAAGAGCCCGGAGAGCAACCAGAGUUCUACUACGAUGAGUUUGGUUUCCGUGUGAACAAAGAAGAUGGAGCCGAUCCCAGUUCGGGCCAGCUGCCGGGGGGGUCUGUGGUGGAGGACCCCGCUCAGAGGCUGCGGUGGCAGGCCCACCUGGAGUUCACUCACAACCACGAUGUGGGAGACCUCACCUGGGACAAGAUCGCCGUGUCCCUCCCUUGCUCCGAGAAGCUCCGCUCCCUGGUACUGGCCGGCAUCCCGCACAGCAUGCGGCCACAGCUGUGGAUGCGUCUCUCGGGGGCCCUGCAGAAGAAGAAGAGCUCGGAGCUGUCCUACCGAGAGGCUGUGAAGAACAGCUCCAACGAUGAGACCAUUGCCGCCAAGCAGAUCGAGAAGGACCUGCUCCGCACCAUGCCCAGCAACGCCUGCUUUGCCAACGUGAGCAGCAUCGGGGUGCCCCGUCUGCGCCGGGUUCUCCGAGCGCUGGCCUGGCUCUACCCCGAGAUUGGCUACUGCCAGGGCACAGGCAUGGUGGCCGCCUGCCUGCUGCUGUUCCUGGAGGAGGAGGACACCUUCUGGAUGAUGUGCGCCAUCAUCGAGGACCUGCUCCCGGCCUCCUACUUCAGCACCACGCUGCUGGGGGUGCAGACGGACCAGCGGGUGCUGCGGCACCUCAUCGUGCAGUACCUGCCCCGCCUGGACAAGCUGCUGCAGGAGCACGACAUCGAGCUGUCCCUGAUCACGCUGCACUGGUUCCUCACGGCCUUCGCCAGCGUCGUGCACAUCAAGCUGCUGCUGCGCCUCUGGGACCUGUUCUUCUACGAGGGCUCCCUGGUGCUCUUCCAGACCACGCUGGGCAUGCUGCGCCUCAAGGAGGAAGAGCUGAUCCAGUCAGAGAACUCAGCCUCCAUCUUCAACACCCUGUCAGACAUCCCGGCGCAGAUAGAGGACGCGGAGCUGCUGCUGGGGGAGGCCAUGCGGCUGGCCGGCUCCCUCACCGACGUGGCCGUGGAGACCCAGCGCCGCAAGCACCUGGCUUACCUGAUCGCAGACCAGGGCCAGCUCCUGGGCACCAGCGCCACCGCCAACCUCUCUCAGGUGGUGCGGAGACGGACCCAGCGCCGGAAAUCUGGCAUUACCUCCCUGCUCUUCGGAGAGGACGACCUGGAGGCACUCAAGGCCAAGAACAUCAAGCAGACAGAGCUGGUAGCCGAUCUCCGCGAAGCCAUCCUCCGCGUGGCACGCCACUUCCAAUGCACGGACCCCAAAAAUUGCAGCGUGGAGCUGACCCCAGACUACAGCAUGGAGAGCCACCAGCGCGAUCACGAGAACUACGUGGCCUGUUCACGCAGCCACCGGCGCCGGGCCAAGGCCCUGCUGGACUUCGAGCGGCACGACGACGACGAGCUGGGCUUCCGCAAGAACGAUAUUAUCACGAUUGUCUCGCAGAAGGACGAGCACUGCUGGGUGGGAGAGCUCAACGGCCUACGAGGCUGGUUUCCCGCCAAGUUUGUGGAAGUCCUGGACGAGCGGAGCAAGGAGUACUCCAUUGCCGGGGAUGACACUGUGACUGAGGGCGUCACAGACCUCGUGAGAGGGACCCUCUGCCCAGCCCUCAAGGCCCUGUUUGAGCAUGGACUCAAGAAGCCAACUCUGCUCGGGGGUGCCUGCCAUCCCUGGAUGUUCAUUGAGGAGGCAGCGGGCCGGGAAGUAGAAAGAGACUUUGACUCGGUGUAUUCACGCCUAGUGCUCUGUAAGACCUACAGGUUGGAUGAAGAUGGCAAAGUCCUGACCCCGGAGGAGCUGCUGUACCGGGCAGUGCAGUCAGUGAACGUGACCCAUGACGCAGCGCACGCACAAAUGGACGUCAAGCUUCGUUCCCUCAUCUGCGUGGGGCUCAACGAGCAGGUCCUGCACCUGUGGCUGGAGGUGCUGUGUUCCAGUCUGCAGACAGUGGAGAAGUGGUACCAGCCCUGGUCGUUCCUGCGCAGCCCAGGCUGGGUCCAGAUCAAGUGUGAGCUCCGUGUCCUCUGCUGCUUCGCCUUCAGCCUCUCCCAGGACUGGGAACUGCCUGCCAAGAGAGAGGAAGAGAAGCAGCCGCUGAAGGAGGGCGUGCAGGACAUGCUGGUGAAGCACCACCUCUUCAGCUGGGACAUAGACGGCUGACCUCGUCUUUGCAGCCUCCGGAGCAGCGUC
Messenger RNA from Suncus etruscus (white-toothed pygmy shrew), 2439 nucleotides. It is a transcript of the gene SGSM3, whose product is annotated as small G protein signaling modulator 3. The transcript has 21 exons. Bases 154 to 2409 code for a protein of 751 amino acids. The record is from RefSeq and is a predicted model, not a curated record. Gene Ontology annotation, molecular function: protein binding. Lineage: Eukaryota; Metazoa; Chordata; Mammalia; Eulipotyphla; Soricidae.